Messenger RNA from Kwoniella botswanensis, 2715 nucleotides. RefSeq lists its product as uncharacterized. The transcript has 9 exons. Lineage: Eukaryota; Fungi; Basidiomycota; Tremellomycetes; Tremellales; Cryptococcaceae. The record is from RefSeq and is a predicted model, not a curated record. Bases 1 to 2715 code for a protein of 904 amino acids.
AUGUCCACAAUAUCCAUCCAGCCUGGCCAACCCGAAGCCUCCUCCUCGACCCCCUCAAUCGUCCCAAAACACCUAGCAACCUUCGUCUUUGACUCUUCACUGCCCAGAUCGAGAUACAAGAAACUCACAGUGGCAGACGGAGUUGUACAUAAAUUAGUACAAAGGUUGAUGGAGAAGCAUGGCGGAGAGACUAAUUUACGGUUAUGCUUGCUUAUCACUGCAUCUGCAUCGGACAACAGAAAAUCCAGAGUGUUCAGAAAAGAAUAUACAGGACCAUUAGCAUUCUUAACUUCUUUACCCAAUUUCUUGGACUAUUUCCCCAAAUCAGGUAGACAACCAUCCAAAACUCCAAGAUGGCCAUCGUUCUCGGAUGGGACAAGCGAAGAAAGGGGGAAUGCCGAGGGGAUAAGAGACAAGAAACGGAAAAGAACAGAUGAAAUCACAUUGUUAAAUGGCGUCGUCGGCGGAGUGGAAACGCUCAACAAACCAUAUGUGAAUAUCAAACAUUCGCCUUCCCGGACAUUCAUCUCCCUCACCCCAUCUUCAGCUACCCCUUUACUUGACUCGUUACAUGCUCCUCUCUCAACCGGUGAUGAAACUCCCGGGUCACCAGCCAGACGUUAUCUCGUCGUUGUAGCUUCCGACGACACCAGCUCGGAUAACAUCAAAGACCAGCAAGUCGAGGUGAUACUCCCGCACGAUAAUCGGGAUAGUACAUGGGAUGGUCAGGGAUGGCAAGAAUUAGCAAGUGGAAUCAAAGGGAAGGAUAUAAGAUGUUCUUGUGUGGUUGUCGGUCAGUCCGGCGAUGGAGAGACGCCAAGCAAGAAGCUUAAGAGCAUGUGUAAAGAGAUCUCAAAUGGCUCAUCAGAAGCUCCGUGGUUCAGUAUACCUCCGGAAGUGGAUCUAACAUUAUCUGGAUAUUCCAUUGAGUCAGGUUCAACUCCACCUCUGGACAUGGCCUCAACAGUAGCUACCGAACCAAUCGAAACGCCCAUCUCCAAUCCUCAACUGCAAAUUCCUAUGCCAGCGAUCCCAACCGUGAAUGCAGAUGGCAAGACUUUACAGCAGUUGCAGAAUCAAGCGAUGCAAGCUAGAAUGGCCCAAUUCGCCAAAGCUGUAUCAUCCGUUUCCAUGGCUAAUGGUGCUAAUGUCAAAGUCGAUCCUCAAAUGAUGGCAAGCAUGUUACAAGCGAUGAAGAACCCCGGUAAUACACCUAUCGAUAUGACUGAUCCGAAAUGGCAACAGGUCAGACAAUUGCUACAGUUGCAGCAACAACGUCAGAUGGCUGCUUCAUCUAACAAUAAUGCUAUGAUAAAUAUCAGUCAACCUACAUCAUCGGCCAUGCCUCUACCUGUACCGAACGCUGUAAAUACGGGUAUGAAUGGGAAUGGGAAUCCACAAGAUCAGAACGUCAUGGCUGCUAUACAACAACAACGGGCACAACAAGCUCAGAAUUUCGUGCAAAAUCAAAAUCAGUCUUCGCAACAGCAACAGCAGCCUAUCGUCCAGAAUAUACAAGCGCAACAACAGCAACAGUCACAAACACAAUCGCAGCAACAACAGGUCAGACCUGCUCAACAACAAAUCUGGUCAGGUUCACUCUCUUCCGCAAGUCAACCUGGGAAUUACACUCAUCUAUUGAAUCUUGAUGCAUCCAAAUUCUCUGGAAAUUCGGAAGGUAUUUUGGCUCAACAUUGGCCCAAAGAUCUGCAAUUGCGUAAUGUGGUCGUAUUAGAGGUGCAAACUUUGACUGCUUACGCACAAGCGAAGAAUUGUCCUAUCGUGGUGUUUACACCAAGCAUUACGAUGGGUCAGGAUUCCACAGCGAACUCGUACAAAUACACCCAAUUGGCCAAUAGUCUACAUGCCAAGGGCAAUAUGGUGAUCAUACCAUUCGGAACCCAAGAUAGAGGUAUCGUCCUGUUCUCCGCUUCGAUGCCUGUUCAACCUCCCACCCCGAGCGGCAGUAGACAAUAUCACCUGAUGGGUGUGGUGUGUCUGCACGUACCAUUCCCUCCUCUGAAUGCUGCGACUAUACGUACGACACCAAGCCAAGCACCACAACAACCACUACAGCCCCAAGUUCAAGCCGAGCAGCAGAUACCUCAACCCAGACCGCCAGUUCCUCAACAGCAGCAGCAGCAGCAACAGCAACAGCAACAGCAAUAUCGACCUCCCCCUUCUGGGCAGAAUGCACAGAAUACCAAUAACGGUAAUGCCAUGUACCAUCAACAAAUGUUGUUACAAGCUCAAUCGGCUAUGCAGAAUCAGUCUCAGCCUCAAACUCAAUCUCAAUCGCAACAACAACAGCAAUUCGUACCUCAACAACAACAACAACAACAACAACAACAAUUCAUUCCUCAACAGUCUCAGCAGCAGCAACAACAACAGCAACAAGAGAAAAGGGGAAUAAGUCAACAACAAUAUACCCAGUUAAUGCUGCAUGCUCAAAGGUUAGGAUUGAACAUUCAACAAUUCGAUUAUAACAAUAUGACAUCUAAUCAGAUGCAAGCUAUUAUAAAUGGAAUAAAAAUGGCUGAAGCCAAAUUACAACAACAACGAGCACAGGCACAGGCUCAGGCUCAACAACAACAGCAAUUACAACAACAGCAGCAGCAACAGCAACAACAGAUGGUUCAGUUACAGCAGAUGUUGGCUUCGCAAGGUCAGUUUACGGGGGCGGGGAUGGGUGAUGGUCAGGGGUAUUCACAGUAG